Effrenium voratum is the source of this 813-nucleotide messenger RNA. Lineage: Eukaryota; Dinophyceae; Suessiales; Symbiodiniaceae. The record is from the annotation of a GenBank genome assembly.
AUGAGCACGGAUGCGGAUGCAAUCCGGCACUGGUGGCGCACGUCCAUCAUAGAGAUGGAGCCGGGCAAGAUUGCCUUUCGCGGGACACCGAUCGAGGAACUCAUCGGGAACGUAAGCUUUCCGCAAAUGAUCUGGUUGAUGGUGCGUGGCGGAACGCCAAGCGAGGCGGAGGCGCGCCUGUUCGAGGCGGCUCUCGUUGCUGGAGUCGAUCAUGGGCCCCAGGCGCCUUCGAUCGCGGCCGCCCGGAUGGCAUCGACAUGUGGACUGGGCCUGAACAACGCAAUUGCAACCGGCGUCAACAUGUUGGGCGACGUUCAUGGCGGUGCCGGCGAGCAAUGCGCCGAACUUUAUUAUGACAUUUCCAGGCGCCUUGAUGAGGGAACAGUGCUUAUCAAUGCCGUCCAGGAAGGCCUCGACAACUGGCGGUCCGAAUACGGAAAGAUCGUCUCAGGCUUCGGGCAUCGUUUUCACAAGCCGACAGAUCCGCGCGCACCUCGGUUGAUGGCCUUGGUCCGGGCGGCGGCCAGCGAGGGAACCGUGUCGGGACGUUACACCGAUAUCGGAGAAGCCGUUCAGGCAGAACUCGGACGUGCGCGUGGCACUCCGAUCGCCAUGAACAUUGACGGUGCCACUGCCGUCAUCUUCUGCGAACUCGGGUUUCCCUCUCCACUGUCACGGGGGCUGUUCUGUCUGUCGCGAUCCGUCGGCAUUCUUGCCCAUUCCUGGGAACAGAUGAACCAGGGUGGCCGCAACAAGGGGCCGAUGCCACCCCGUUUCCUUCCUGAAUAUGAUCCUGAGGAUCAUUCUGAGUGA